This is a messenger RNA of Leptosia nina, 312 nucleotides long. Lineage: Eukaryota; Metazoa; Arthropoda; Insecta; Lepidoptera; Pieridae. The record is from the annotation of a GenBank genome assembly.
AUGGUGAAUUUAAAUAAACUCCUGGAACUGGAGACCAGUAGUCCAAUGUUACCUCGUAAUCACCACAAUUGGGGUUCCAGAUACGGUCGCAGCCGUGAGGAGAUGAAGAAAAUGCCAAUUGGUCUCCUCCAACUGGAAGAGCAGGCCCGACGAACAGUGACGUUGAUGGAGAAGCACGGGUCACAAUCUGAGCGAAACUAUCACGUAGCGAUGGAUCUAGUGAGGUUGCAGCAUAACUUGAAUUUUAUAGUCCUCUGCGAGAAGUGUAAUGGGCCGCAUAUAAACGACGAGAUGUUGGCCCCCGAACGGUGA